UUUCUCUCCAACUUUACCCCCAUAAACUCUACCUUCAUAGUUCACUCUUUUUGCUUUGUUGUUCUCUCUUCUUCUACAAUCUUCUUGCAAAGUUUUGCGUUUUGUUUUUAGUUUUGUGAAAGGAAAAAUGAACAGUAACUUGGAGACUCGAUCAUUGCUGCAUGGGUUUGAUAAGGGAGGUUUCUUUGAUUUGGGACAUCCUCUUCUUAACCGUAUUGCUGAAAGCUUCGUCAAAGCUGCAGGAAUUGGUGCUGUUCAAGCGGUUGCUCGUGAGGCUUAUUUCACUGCCUCUGAAAGUGGCAGUGGAGAUACUACCAGCAUACCACCAGAGAUCACUGGUCCCAAGAAGAAUCGAUUUCCAGACCUUAGAGGGGAGACCAACAGAAAGUCAGUUGAGGCCCUGGUAAAGAGCACCGGAAAAGAAUCUGUGCAAUGGGGACUAGCUGUAGGGAUGUACUCUGGACUUACUUAUGGAUUGAAAGAGGCACGCGGUGUUCACGAUUGGAAAAAUAGUGCCUUGGCAGGAGCAAUAACUGGUGCAGCUCUGGCUUUUACACUGGAAGAUCGUUCUCAUGAACAGGUGGUGCAGUGUGCCAUCACAGGAGCAGCUAUCUCCACUGCUGCGAAUCUGCUUACGGGAAUAUUUUAGGCUAACUAGAAUAUGUUCAGUUGGAGACUUGUUACUAAGUUUUCAUGGCACUUCACAAGUUGAACUUUUAUGUAUGUGGAUAGUGUUGUUUUUGAAUUGAUUUUAUGGCAUUUUUUGUGCCUUAUAACUUGGGUGGAUUUUGACGUUUAAGGCAAAAUAAUAGUAUGAUGUCUCCCAUUGAGGGAAAUUUCUUGAGAA
Molecule: messenger RNA, 847 nt
Organism: Lycium barbarum (goji berry)
Lineage: Eukaryota; Viridiplantae; Streptophyta; Magnoliopsida; Solanales; Solanaceae
Product: outer envelope pore protein 16-2, chloroplastic
Exons: 7
Coding region: 128-649 (173 amino acids)
Cellular component (GO): chloroplast outer membrane
Molecular function (GO): amino acid transmembrane transporter activity
Source: RefSeq, a predicted model, not a curated record